Molecule: messenger RNA, 906 nt
Organism: Phytophthora infestans T30-4
Lineage: Eukaryota; Oomycota; Peronosporomycetes; Peronosporales; Peronosporaceae
Exons: 7
Coding region: 1-906 (301 amino acids)
Biological process (GO): SCF-dependent proteasomal ubiquitin-dependent protein catabolic process
Cellular component (GO): SCF ubiquitin ligase complex
Molecular function (GO): protein binding
Source: RefSeq, a predicted model, not a curated record
AUGCAGAAGAAACACAUCUUCAACAUCUUGAAGCACUGCCCCAAUCUCAAAACUCUAGAGCUGCUGGACUGCCGUGCCUUGACGUUGAGCGGUUGGCCACGCGAUGGGGUGGCGCUGCGCGAAGUGUACCUCAACGGGUGCAAUUUUGUCACCAACCAAGCAGCUAGCUCGUUGGUCAAAGUUUGUGGGAAUACGCUGGAAAAGAUCAUUCUGACCGAAGCAACGAGUCUGGAUUCACAAAUUCUUAGAGACCUCGCUAGGCAUGCUGGGAAGCUAGAGGAAAUGACAUUAAGCAUACGGCUCCGCGAUCUCCAGGUCUUGACAGAAGCUCUGUGGGGCUCCUUGCGCUGGUUGGACCUGUCAUCCUGCCGCGGUAUCUCCUCGUUUCCGAAUGCUACAAGUUUGCCUCAGCUUCAAGUACUUAUUUUGGACAGGACGAAAAUUAACGACGAUGGCUUGCGACGGAUAUCUCAAGUCGCUCCGUCACUUCGUUACCUUUCCCUGCAGGACUGUCGUGCUAUUUCCGAUGAUGGAGUCACUGCUCUUGCAACGUCCGACGUGUCAGAAGGAUGUUCAAGUUUGGAGCUUGUCGACCUGAAGGGCACACCUGUGACAGAUACAAGUCUACGUGUACUUGAAGCUCAAUGCCGUCGUCUUUGCUUAGUGCGUGUGGACUCAUGUCGGUCCGUUUCUCGAGAGAUGAGGACCAAGUACAAUGAGCGUGCACGACGAAUUCUAGCGGGUGGCAGACUUAGCAAAUGUGAACGGAUAUUUGCCGAAAGAAAGAGGAUCGAGAUGAUCGACCCCAAUAAGAGCAGUAGCGAGUCUGAAAGCGAUCAAGAUGCAGACGAUGACUUUGUCAUUGAAGUCCGACGUAGCGGAGCUUCAUACCGAAGACGACGAUGA